Cryptococcus wingfieldii CBS 7118 is the source of this 1224-nucleotide messenger RNA. Its product is annotated as adenylyltransferase and sulfurtransferase. Bases 1 to 1224 code for a protein of 407 amino acids. Gene Ontology annotation, molecular function: URM1 activating enzyme activity; nucleotidyltransferase activity; thiosulfate-cyanide sulfurtransferase activity. The transcript is spliced from 7 exons. Gene Ontology annotation, cellular component: cytoplasm. Gene Ontology annotation, biological process: tRNA wobble position uridine thiolation; protein urmylation. Lineage: Eukaryota; Fungi; Basidiomycota; Tremellomycetes; Tremellales; Cryptococcaceae. The record is from RefSeq and is a predicted model, not a curated record.
AUGUCCCUGCCCAGGCGUACCGUCGUGCAAGACCUGCCCCUCGACCCCGAAGAGUACCAGCGCUAUGGACGCCAGAUGAUCAUGCCCGGUUUCGGUCUCCCAAGCCAGGUCGCUCUCAAGAACGCCAAAGUGGCUGUCGUAGGGGCUGGAGGUCUUGGGUGCCCUGUUCUCCAGUAUCUUGCGGGGUCUGGGGUCGGGACCAUCGGGAUCUUUGACGACGAUACCGUCAGUCUAAGCAACCUGCAUAGACAGAUACUGCAUACGACAGACCGUGCCGGUAUGAACAAGUCUGAAUCUGCAUGUCUUGCUCUUCGGGCCCUCAACACCAAAAUCAACCUCAUUCCCAAUCCAGUAUCAAUUACACCUUCCACAGCUCUCGAUCUGCUGCGCCCUUACACCAUCCUUCUCGAUUGCACCGACCGGCCCCUGACGCGGUAUCUCCUCUCGGACGCUGCCAUCCGAUUAGAUAUUGCUCUCGUCUCUGGCGCCGCCAUCUCUUCUGCUGGCCAGUGGGCUGUUUACGGCGGCAUGCGCAAGAACGGAGCAAGGAGAGCUUGCUAUAGAUGCAUUUGGCCGAGCGUACUCGCUGGAAGUGGUGGAAAUGGGAGAUGUGAGGAGCUGGGCGUCUGGCCCGUUGUCACGGGAAUGAUUGGGGUCGGCAUGGCUGGGGAAGCAAUCAAACUCAUACUGGCCAAGGAAGACCCUGAACCUCUCUUACAUCUUCAUCACCUCGGAUCGAACCCACUCAUACGAUCGAUUCGCAUGAAGGGUCCUUCCCCGAAAUGUAUCGCCUGCGGCCCAGACGCCACGAUCACAGACGAUCUUGAAGCCUUUGGAUACGACGAGUUUUGUUCCGGUGGAGACACACGCCCAGAGACGACUGAUGAGACGGGAUUGGUAGACGGUCAUGCGGGGAUGCGACUGAGCGUAAAGGAGCUGGAUCUCAUGCUGCAACAGGCGCCGGACAAGACUUCUCUUAUAGAUACGAGGCCUCCAGUGGAGUUUGGCAUAUAUGUUCCUCUCGCCACCAUCCUCUCCGACCCCAGCUCCAUACCCAUCUCCUCCGAGAUGGUAUUCAUAUGUAGAAGAGGCAAUGAUUCUCAGAUUGCCGCUGCGGCUCUGCGAAAAGCCAUCCCAAACAGCGAGACAGUCCGCAUCAGAGACGUACGCGGGGGUCUCAAGUCCUGGGGCAAGGAAAUUGAUAUCAACUUUCCUAUAUAUUAG